UUACAACUCCUAUACACAACCCUAAAUUUCUUUUAUUAGAGCAUUUGUUUUAAGCGUAAAUUAAGGAAAUCUUGUAUUAUGUGGAUGCAACUAGGCUGUCGUGCAUUUGUAAAGUGCGCCAAAAAAACAUUACUAAGGCGAGAGGAUGAUGUCGGAGAACCAACACUUCGUAUUUCCGAUGAUGAAACUGACGAAAGUAGCAAUAAACAUUUUGCUUGUGAUAAAAUUCGAUUACCAUCGCGUAAGGAUGGAAACGGUAAUAAAUUUGAUGGCAUUUAUUUAACGAACCCUUCAAUGAACGAGCUAAUCCGAACUAUUCAUACUGCUUUGUCAGUGGAUCAAUAUAGAGGCAUAAUAGUAGCAGGGCAAAAUACUCGGAAGAACUAUGCAAUUUCCCAUGUGCAGGCACCUCCGAAGUCCCGAAUGCUAAAUGCCUGUUUAAAGGGCCAUCAAAAUGGGAAAGAUCUAGUUUUAAAAAACCGAACCCUGUCUUUCGAUAACCUGCGCCAAUUCAAGCAGUUGGAUACAUCGAAAACACAGUUGUGGAGAGUACGUUCGGAGGGUAACUUAAUAGAGCAACGGAAUUUGGUUUUCGAGCCGAGAUUUAAUCAAUCAAAAUACGCUGUAUUCUGUGAUAAUACAUCCAUUUUGAAUUCUGAUUCGAUCAGUUCCUUGACUUCCAUUAGCCGGGUCCGUUCAUGUGGAUGCACAGCCGAAACGGAUUUCGAAGAUCAUCUGGAUUACUCCAGUGUGGCUCUAAAGAGCGUUACACCCAUGAUGCCCCAAGAUCUUUUAACUGAGAUCCCUGAAUUGCAACUACCUCAAAAUCCAAAUAUAUGUUAUUGGAUUAAUUUGGCUCACUUGGUAUUAGUAAUCGCCUGCCUCCGCGGACUCUUAUAAAAAAUAA
This is a messenger RNA of Drosophila suzukii, 907 nucleotides long. The record is from RefSeq and is a predicted model, not a curated record. NCBI's taxonomy places the organism in Eukaryota, Metazoa, Arthropoda, Insecta, Diptera, Drosophilidae.